GGCGACCGUUGGCGUCACCGGGGGAGAGCCGUGAGGGGAUUGGGGGCGGGGCAGGCCGGUGAGGGGCGCCGCCAUCGCGUCCCGACCGCCGCCCCGCCCCGCGUGGGAAGAGUCGCCGUUUUCCCUCUCUCGAACCGAGGAGCUCUUGUGGACAGGCACUGUGAAUUCAUGGUGACUCAGGAAGUCCCAGACCUACCUACAUGUCUUGAAGAAAAACAUUCAUUAGGUGAAUCCAGCACCUCCUAUAAAGAAGUACUUAAUACUAAUGACAUGAAGAAGUCUGAAGUUUCUGAAGUCAUGAGUAAAGCUGACAUGAAACCAAAAUCUAUGCAUCAUGCCAAAAUAUGGUCAGAUGAUGUAGAGAACUUAUACAGAUUUCAGCAAGCUGGAUACAGAGAUGAGGUGGAAUAUAAACAAGUAAAACAAGUUGAUGAGGUAGAGUGCUGGCCAGAAACUGGAUUUGUUAAGAAACUUCAGAGAAGGGACAAUACAUUCUAUUAUUACAACAGGCAAAGAGAAUGCGAAGACAAAGAUGUCCGCAAAGUGAAAGUUUAUGUGUAUUAGUGUUGUUAUUGUUCUGGUUGGUUUGUUUUUAUAAAUAAUUUCUUAAGACCUGUAAGUAAAUGAAUUGUGUAAUCUGUUUUACCUUAAGUAUCCAUGUCAUGCUUAGAUAGGAAGGGGAGUGCUGGAAAUGUAGAGAAGCCUGAACUAUAGACAUAGAAGCUUCACUUUUUCCCUCCUAUAACCAAAAGUCUUAUUAUUCCUCAUUUUCCUGGUUACAAAUGCUUUGACAUAAAAAAGCUGGCAGAUGGGCAUCAUAUAUUUCAGUUAACUGUAUAGCAUCUAUUGUAAGUAAAGGCAUCAAUCUUUAUUCCAAACAAUAUAAUCUUGUUGACACUGGUUAAUGUCAGCCACAGUCUCUUGGUGUAGCUAAGGGUUAUGAGACUCCAAAGGGCCAAAGUAAGGCCAGAGCACUGAUUAAAAAUCCCUUGGAGCAGAGCAAGAAUAACAAGCAAAGAAUUUAAGUGAAGGACACUGAACAAUCAGCCAGUGCUGAGCUGCAGAUAUAAAGACUGGUUAUUGUGAUAGAAAGAGUCACAACAGAAAUGUCUUUCUAUCUAUCCCCAAAGUAUUUUUGUCAGGUGCCAGUAUUAAUUACUCUAAGAGGAAGUAUUAAUUGACUUACUAGCAUAUGCCUUCUUGCAGGGGUGGACUGUGGAUUUACAGGUGUUGGGAGCAUGGGAUAUAAAACUCCAGGGAGAACAUGAAAUCCACACUCUGUAAUAUUUAGGGGAAAGUGACGUACACAGAUUAUGUGUGGGAUUUCUGGGCAGAAUUCAUCUCAUCUAACUUGGAAUGUCACAUUAUCAACAUCCACAUGUGGUCCUGUCAUUUGGACAGCCUUUGUUCUGAAUAGAGAAAAGCUCUUGUGAGCACAAUUAAUUUCUUUUAAGUGCAGCUAUGUAACAUUUUCUUUGAAUGUGCUGCUGUGACGUCAACUCUGCAGCAGCUGCACAUACCUGGGCUACUCUGAGACGCUCGAUAAAGAUGAGGAACUGUACUUACCUUCACUCAUGAAGGGAUUUAAUUAAAAUACUUUGAGAUGCCAAAACUCUUGAUAAUUGACCAGUAGAACAGAUUAUUGUUAUGUAAACCAGUAGGUGUGUUUGUGGUAGUUACAAAAAAAUUGCUAUUAAUAUUUCCUAUCUCUAUACUGUUGACCAAGGGUAUCUAAACUCAGUUUUAGGCAUGAAUUAGCAGUGUACAUUUGACCACCUGUCUUAUGGAUAUUCUUAAUUUAUUUGAGCCUAAGAUGGAGGCAGACUCGAGAUGAGAAAUAGAGGACUUACAGCUCCUAGUCGAAAUAAGUAUGGGUGCAAUAUUUAAAAGACCUCAUUGACAAUGAUUGGUGGUGAUCUCAUCUUAUUUAGACAACUUGGAAAAUAUUAGCUUAAACUUGUAUGAGCUCUGCUAGAGAAAUGACAGAAAGAUACUCUGAAGCAACUAUGAAACAUAUUCUAGGAAGGUUUUAAUGGCAUAUAAAGAGAGAGUUACUGCAGUGUAGAGAAAUAAAGCAUUGCUACCAUAAA
Corvus hawaiiensis (hawaiian crow) is the source of this 2090-nucleotide messenger RNA. It is a transcript of the gene MEIG1, whose product is annotated as meiosis/spermiogenesis associated 1. Gene Ontology annotation, cellular component: nucleus. Bases 169 to 564 code for a protein of 131 amino acids. The transcript is spliced from 4 exons. The record is from RefSeq and is a predicted model, not a curated record. NCBI's taxonomy places the organism in Eukaryota, Metazoa, Chordata, Aves, Passeriformes, Corvidae.